GUAAAUUUUUUGCGUACUGUAAAUGUUCUAUAUAUAUCUAUGUGAUAAUCCCCCAUUGGCUUAGUUGGCAGUAGUGUGCAAUGCACCCUGGCGACAGCAGGAGGCGAGACAGUAUUGCAAGAGGGGAUACCAGGGCUGCACCUAUGACUGGCGAGUCCACUGGGCAGAACCACCUCUCCUCUACCCUGCUGCUCUUAUCUCUCACUCACGUGCACACGAGCACAGCCGACGUCCACGCGCAGGGUUUCGGCUGCUGUUGCUAUGACGCAACGGCGCCUGCGCCGCAGGGAGCAGCGGGGAGUUGAAUGAGUCAAGUCCCCGGUCUGGAGGAGUUUGCCACCGUCAGGAGGGCGGCUGAGAGCAGGGAGGCCGACAGAGCAGGGAGGCCGACAGAGCAGAUCCGCAGCGGACGAUGGACGUCCACAACACGGGGCCGUGCGCUAGCCUCUGAGCUAGCCGUGUCAUGACCCGUGGCCGUGGAGUCUUUUCUCACACAUCUGCAGCCAGAGCACCACCACCACCUCUACUACCACACUAUACGCUCGCCUAGAGGGGCUGAUCCUUGCUGAUCUGGUCCUCUGAAGGGCUGAAGACUUUAACUCGGGUCGCCAUGGCUGAGAGGACCUCCAGCGGUCCGCUGAUGGAGCCGCCGCCGGCCGCCGCCGCCGUCGCCCUCCCGGCUGCCGCGGUGACACUCCCGGCCGAGGUCCGGGAGCGGCUGGCCGAGCUGGAGUUGGAGCUCUCUGAAGGGGACAUAACUCAGAAAGGCUAUGAGAAGAAGAGGGGGAAGCUGCUGGCGCCGUACAUCCCACAGAUACAAGGUGUAGACCCUUCCCUGCAGCGGGACCACCGGAUCCAGGUCUCUGCGCAGGCCCCCCUCCCUGGAAACAAAAACCCCAAGUCCCGGGCCACCAAUGCCAGGGAUGAGCGCUUCAGGUCAGACCUGCACACAGAAGCCGUCCAAGCGGCCUUGGCCAAGUACAAAGAGAGGAAGAUGCCCAUGCCCUCCAAGAGACGCUCGGUGCUAGUUCAGUCCUCCGUCGAGGCAUGCACCCCCCCAGACACAUCGUCGGCUUCGGAGGACGAGGGGUCGCUACGGCGACAGGGCCGCCUGACCACGGCCACCGCCCCGUUCCCGGGCCUCGCCCACCCCGGGGCGGAGCACUGGUUCAACCGCGUCAUCCAGGGCUCCUCCUCCACCACCUCAUCCUCCGCCUCCUCCACCUCAUCCCACCCCGGGGGACGGGGGGCCAACAGCAACACCACCGGCAACACCUCCACCAUCCCCGCCAACAACACCGCCCUCACCGCCAACAACACCACCAACAACACCGCCGUCACCUCCAACAACACCUCCGUCACCGCCAACCACAGCAGUGGCGGCGGGCACGUGCUCAACGCCAACGCCCUGGCCGACCUCAUGGCCCACACCCAGCUAGAUAACCACUGGGUCCCCCCCGACGUGACAGGGCUGUCGGAGCGCUCCCAGGGGGGCUCCAUGAGGGCCGCUCCCCAGGGACAUCACCACCACGCUGGUGUCAUGGAAACGGCAGAUGGGGUCCCGGUCAACAGCCGCGUCUCCUCUAAGAUCCAGCAGCUCCUCAACACCCUGAAGCGGCCCAAGCGACCCCCCCUCAGGGAGUUCUUCCUGGACGACUUCGAAGAGCUUCUGGAUGUCCAACUGCCUGACCCUCACCAGCCCAAGCCCGAGGGCCAGCAGAUGGGGCCCCUGGAGGGUGAGCCUCUGGAGGGGGGGGGGGGGCACCGGCCUCCCUCCCUGCUGGCAGCCCUCCAGCGCUGGGGGACCACCCAGCCCAAGAGCCCCUGUCUGACCGCACUGGACAACUCGGGCAAGGCCGUCUACACACUCACCUACGGUAAACUGUGGAGCCGCAGUCAGAAGCUGGCCUACAGCCUGCUGAACAAGCUGAGCAGCAGGAAUGAGCCGCUGCUGCUGCCUGGGGACAGAGUGGCGCUGGUGUUCCCGAACAGCGACCCGGUGAUGUUCAUGGUGGCGUUCUACGGCUGUCUGCUGGCCCAGCUUGUGCCUGUGCCCAUCGAGGUGCCUCUCACUCGGAAGGACGCGGGCAGCCAGCAGGUGGGCUUCCUGCUGGGAAGCUGUGGUGUGACGCUGGCGCUGACCACGGACGCCUGCCAGAAGGGCCUGCCCAAAUCCCAGACCGGGGAGGUGGCUGCCUUCAAAGGUUGGCCCCGGUUGCUGUGGUUUGUGACAGACAGCAAGCACGUUGUGAAGCCCCCCAAGGACUGGUACCCCCCCAUCCAGGAGGCCAGCAACUACAUUGCCUACAUUGAGUACAAGACCAGCAAGGAGGGCAGCACCAUGGGCAUCACCGUGACCCACGCGGCCAUGCUGGCCCACUGCCAAAGCCUGACCCAGGCCUGCGGCUACGCUGAAGCGGAGACCAUCACCAACGUGCUGGACUUCAAGAGGGAGGCGGGGCUGUGGCACGGGGUCCUCACGAGUGUUAUGAACCGAAUGCACGUGAUCAGCAUCCCCUACUCCUUGAUGAAGGUCAAUCCACUCUCCUGGAUCCAGAAGGUGCACACCUACAAGGCCCGGGUGGCGGUGGUGAAGUCCCGGGACAUGCACUGGUCCCUGCUGGCCCAGAGGGACCAGAGGGACCUCAGCCUGAGCUCCCUGCGCAUGCUGAUCGUAGCGGACGGAGCCAACCCCUGGUCGAUCUCCUCCUGCGAUGCCUUCCUCAACGUGUUCCAGGCUCGCGGUCUGCGUCCUGAGGUCAUCUGUCCGUGUGCCAGCUCUUCAGAAGCCAUGACCGUCGCCAUCCGCAGACCCCCAGAGUCGGGGGUGCCCCCCCCGGGGAAGGCGGUGCUCUCCAUGGGUGGGCUGAGCCACAGCGUGAUCCGCGUCGACACAGAGGAGAAGCUGUCGGUGCUGACCGUCCAGGACGUGGGUCAGGUGAUGCCCGCAGCCCUGGUGUGUGUGGUGCGGGUUGAGGGCACGCCGUACCUGUGCCAUACGGACGAGGUGGGGGAGAUCUGCGUGAGCUCGGCCAGCACCGGCACUGCCUACUACGGCCUGCCGGGCAGGACCAAGAACGUCUUUGAGACCAUCCCAGUAAAGCUAUCUGGGAUCCCAGUGAGCGACCGGCCAUUCACACGCACAUCGCUACUGGGCUUCGUGGGUCCGGACAGCCUGGUGUUCGUGGUGGGGAAGAUGGAUGGCCUCAUGGUGGUCAGCGGGCGGAGACACAAUGCAGAUGACGUGGUUGCCACGGCGCUGGCCGUGGAGCCCAUGAAGUUUGUCUACAGGGGGAGGAUAGCGGUGUUUUCCGUGGCCGUGCUCCACGAUGAGAGGAUCGUGGUGGUGGCGGAGCAGCGGCCUGACGCCUCCGAGGAGGACAGCUUCCAGUGGAUGAGCCGCGUGCUGCAGGCCAUCGACAGCAUCCACCAGGUGGGGGUGUACUGUCUGGCGCUGGUCCCCGCCAACACGCUGCCCAAGGCCCCACUGGGGGGCAUCCACAUCUCGGAGACCAAGCAGCGCUUCCUGGAGGGCUGCCUGCACCCCUGCAACGUGCUCAUGUGCCCCCACACCUGCGUCACUAACCUGCCCAAGCCCCGGCAGAAACAAGCCGAGGUCGGUCCAGCUUCCAUGAUAGUGGGAAACCUGGUUGCUGGGAAGAGGAUCGCCCAGGCCUGCGGGAGAGACCUGUCCCAGCUGGAGGACAAUGACCAGGCACGUAAGUUCCUGUACAUGCAGGACGUGCUCCAGUGGAGAGCUCAGGCCACCCCUGACCACCCUCUCUUCCUGGUGCUCAACGCCAAGGGCGCGGUGGUCAGCUCCGCCUCGUGUCUACAGCUCCACAAGAGAGCCGAGAGGGUUGCCGUGGCACUCGCGGAGAAAGGUCGCCUGAACGCCGGUGAUCAUGUUGCUCUGGUGUACCCGCCAGGGAUCGACCUGAUCGCCACCUUCUACGGCUGCCUGUAUGCUGGCUGCGUCCCGGUCACCGUGAGACCCCCCCACCCCCAGAACCUGGCAACCACCCUGCCCACCGUCAAAAUGAUCGUAGAGGUCAGUAAGUCAGUGUGUAUCCUGACUACUCAAGCAAUAAUGAAGCUGCUCAAAUCCAAAGAGGCUGCUGCCGCCGUAGACGUUAAAAGCUGGCCUAUGGUCCUGGACACAGACGACCUUCCCAGGAAGAGGACCCCCCAGCUCUACAAGCCCCCCACCCCGGAGAUGCUGGCCUACCUGGACUUCAGCGUCUCCACCACGGGCAUCCUAGCAGGAGUCAAGAUGUCCCAUGCUGCCACCAGUGCCUUGUGUCGCUCCAUCAAGCUCCAGUGUGAGCUCUACCCCUCCAGGCAGAUCGCCAUCUGUCUGGACCCCUACUGUGGCCUGGGCUUUGCUCUCUGGUGCCUCUGCAGUGUGUAUUCAGGCCACCAGUCCAUCCUGGUGCCCCCUCUGGAGCUGGAGACCAACGCGUCUCUGUGGCUGUCUGCCGUCAGCCAGUACAAGGUCCGCGUGACCUUCUGCUCCUACUCCGUCAUGGAGAUGUGCACCAAGGGGCUGGGCUCGCAGACCGAGGCCCUGAGGCUGAGGAACGUCAACCUAUCCUGCGUGCGGACAUGCAUGGUGGUGGCGGAGGAGAGGCCGCGCAUCUCCCUCACCCAGACCUUCUCUAAGAUCUUCAAGGACUUGGGGCUCUCCACCAGAGCCGUCAGCACCACCUUUGGGUGCCGUGUCAACGUGGCCGUCUGCCUGCAGCCCAACCGGCUGGGGAAACUAGCUGAGCAGGGCACGGCAGGACCGGACCCCACCACGGUCUACGUGGACAUGAGGGCCCUCCGGCACGACAGGGUCCGUCUGGUAGAGAGGGGGUCACCUCACAGCCUUCCACUGAUGGAGUCUGGGAAGAUCCUGCCUGGCGUUAAGGUGAUCGUGGCCAACACAGAGACCAAGGGGCCCCUCGGGGACUCCCACCUUGGAGAGAUUUGGGUGAGCAGCCCCCACAAUGCAACGGGGUACUACACCGUGUACGGAGAGGAGGCGCUGCACACGGACCACUUCAACACCAGACUCUGCUUUGGAGACACAGUCACCAACUGGGCCAGGACGGGCUACCUGGGCUUCCUGCGUCGCACAGAGCUGACCGAUGCCAGCGGAGAGCGCCACGAUGCCCUCUAUGUGGUGGGCUCCCUGGACGAGACGCUGGAGCUGAGGGGGAUGCGGUACCACCCCAUCGACAUCGAGACCUCCGUUAUCAGGGCCCACAAGAGCAUCGCUGAGUGCGCGGUGUUCACCUGGACCAAUCUGCUGGUGGUGGUGGUGGAGCUGGAGGGCUCUGAGCAGGAGGCCUUGGACCUGGUGGCCCUGGUCACCAACGUGGUGCUGGAGGAGCACUACCUGAUUGUGGGCGUGGUGGUGGUUGUGGACCCCGGCGUCAUCCCCAUCAACUCACGUGGGGAGAAGCAGCGCAUGCACCUCAGGGACGGCUUCCUGGCCGACCAGCUGGACCCCAUCUAUGUGGCCUACAACAUGUGAGGCGUUGGGGCAGUGUGGCGCCACCGGUAGAGGCCUAUGCCCUUCAGGAAGUCAAGCGUUGCAGGAGGACGAGGUUAGGAGGGCUGCGGGGGGUCAUCAGACGGGGGAGGGAAAGGUCAGAAGGCUGAACAUCACAGGCCCAAACUCCUCUAAAGGACUGGGAGCAGCUUUUGGUUGGGGUUCAGCUGGGAUGUGUUUGUGCUGCAGAACUCCCAUGGUCAGGGGAAGCAUUGAGUAGCUCUCAGAGCCGUUCACACCACACCAUGUCUGCUCUGUGGUUUAGAACGGCUGUGUUCUGCCAUCAGUUUUGUCGUCGGGCCCCUUGAACCUAAAUCUGUUUGACUCUCAUCUGUGUUUUCUAUUUGGUUCCCAAUUUUAUGAAAAACUCGUUCUGCCUGGAGUCAGUGAUAAUUCAUGUGGAAGAAUGGGUGUUUUCUUAAAGAAAGAUUUUAUUACAGACUAUCAAGCGAAAGGCUACACGCUAAUUGAAACGCUACGAUAUUUGGCCGAUUUUUAGCCAAACCUUAUUUCCCAAUAAGGUUUGGCUAAAUUGUCCUCAUGUGUUUAUUUAAUGUCGAUCAUCAUGUUUGUCAAUCAUCAAUCCUGUUUCUUAACGUUAAAGGAUCUGGGUUUCUCAUGAUAGAUGAGUUGAUAUAUCUCGUGAAUUUCAGAUUGUUCUCGUAACACAACACACUUUUUUGAAAAUGAAAACCCUCUGCUGCGGAUGAGUUUUCAUCGAUUUUGCUUUAUAUUCUUUCCUAUAGUCCCAUGAUUUGAUCAAAUAAAAUGCAAUACAACCAAUAUGGAAGUUGCAAGAUCACAGCAAUGCAUUCAAUACCAUAAUCCAUUAUAUAAGGAUGUUUAUAGAAGAUAUAUAUUUAUACAUAGGGAUCAUUGUGUACAACACUUUUUAUUUCUUCUUGUCGUUAACCUCGUCCCACUUGGUUUGUCACAGAUAUGUUGUGUGGAUGUCUCAACUCUCCGCCGUCAUCAGUCAUUCUGGAUGUUGCCAACAAAGUUUGAUUUUGUUCUGUUCUUGAUUUGCAUGUGCUGUAUGAGUCCGAUUUGUGAUAGGCUGUACCAGACCCCCCCCGCCUCCCCCUUCAUAAUAUCUAAUGAAUAUGAAAUAUGUAAGAUAACUUUUAUUUUUUAUUUUAAAUCCACUUUGAAGACAGGCUUCAGGCCUGCUGUAAGUAUGUACAGGAUUUGUGUAAGUUAUUAAGAGACUAUCGACGGACACUCCUGGUAGGUUCAUAACAAAGACUGGAUCUAGUGAACUGCCCGCUCACCUGAACUGCAGACAUGGUUGGAGUGUUUUUCUACUGAAUGACCUUCAGGCUGUGUCCUAUGGCUUCAGUCAAAUAAAGAAGAUUCCAUGCAGACUCUGGGAUGCUUCUGCUCCGAGAGGACUUACUCCUCAUUGGACCAUGAGAAGAUGCAAUUGUCUGGCGUGUGGUUGGUUGUCAUUAUUUUUCAUACCAUAAUUUCUUAUUAAAAGAAAACUUUACUUAUACAAGUUGAAUGUUUUGUGUUUCAUUUGUGUUUACUGACUUGAUGUUAGGAUCCUGAGCCUCAAGAUGUUAGCUAAUUCCUCUUUUUGAAACAUAUUUAUAUUCGUAUUUUCUAGUAUUUCUACUCCAAUGUACUAUCGAAGAAAGAAUGCUCAAAUACACAAUGUGAUGAGAAUCCUUUGUUUAUUUCCCUUUAUUAUUCAUAGUAACAUUUAUAGAAAGACGAUUGGUAUGUUUCACAUAUCGAGGAAGUUUUAAAAGGUAAUGCCUCCAUUUCAAUGUGUAUAUAGAGCAAUUCAUUUAUCCUCAAAGGAUUUAAUAAAAUCAAAAAAUGCAUCAAACAUAACAAUUUUUACAUUAACAAUAAAAUAAUAGAAGUGUACAUGGAAACAAAAACUGCAAAACAGUACAUUAUUUCAGUGGUCAUUAAGGAAUCAUUAAGCUUGUUGACAGGUUUGUUCAAUAAUAAAGAGUGAAAAGUGUGUUCACAAGACCAUAACACUCAUACAACGAUGCAUAGAAUUAUAAAAUUAUCCUAAUUAAAUGAUACCUAUAUAUAAAAAAGAUCUCAAAUGUAAAAAAGAUAUCUGAUCCCACUCUCAGGAUUUAUUUCCACAUUUUGUUUAUGGAAAUAAAACAAAAUAUGUUUUUUAAUCACAAAACAGAAUUUAAUCACAAAUUCUUAAUGAACAUAAGCCUCUAUCAUGCACAGAAGCUCUGAAGCCAUAUCCACAGCUGGCCGCUCGUCCGUUUCCUUGAACUGUUCGUGAGGAAUGAUAGGGGAAGCAUUGUCAGGGUAUUGAGUUUUCUUUGCAUCCACUCCAAGCAACUUUACACUGUCAACUAUUUGAGUCAGCUCCCUUAAUCGAGGAUCGAAGCAAGCAACUCGUGCCGCCAUAAUGGAGAUGGUGCAGUUAGCAGAACGUUUCCCAUUUUUUUUGUACUCUGCAGCGAUGAGAGCCUUUUCCAUGAUUUGGUGAACCUUGAACAAACACCAUUCUGUGCUCCCACUGCCAAUGUCAUUCUCAGCUGCCGCCAAAUCACAGCGUGCCUGCUGCAGCCAACGCUGGGCCUCUGCUCGGUUUGGCCUUGGGACGUUUUCUUGAUGAGUCCAGAAGUUGUAACUAUAAGAGCGAUACUGUUGAUAAAAUCGCUCCCGGCCAUUCCUGUGCCGCCUGGCCUCCUGAUUCCAAUUUCCAUAGAAAUCCCUGAAGUUUCCGUUCCAUUUAGGCUUUGAGGAAUCUGCAGUUUUACCGUUUGUCAGUUCAUCAAUUCUGUUCAUCAGGUAUUUAAAUGCCUCAGUGGAAAUCUCAAUGCACUCUGGGUUUUUGUCGGGGUGCCAUCUGAGGUACAGUCUUUUUAUGGCUGCAUGUUUCUCCUCCUUGGAAAGGGUCCAGAUUUCUUCCAAACAUUUGUCAAUUUCCCUUUUGGCUUCAUCAAAAGAUGCUGGCAACGUCCUGCCAGGUGUGGAUGUUUCCUCAGAGAACUCCCCUUUUCCAUUCCACUCUGAUCCUUCAUGUAGCUCCAGUACCAUGCAGGAUGCUCCUGAUUUAAUGCUCAUCUUUUUCAAUUUGGGCUUCUUUUCUCGUAUGAACUGAUAGAGCUCAAGCGAACUCACUUCGAUGAACUCUUUGUUGUUGGUUUGGAUUUCAUACCUGCGUGACAGUUGUGCGCCCGUGGCUCCAGGCAUUUGCUUGACAAUAACUGCAUAAAUGUAGAUGUCAUUGCUCAAAUAGCCAACAUGUUCGCCUUCUUCAAAAUUAUUGAGCAUGUUCAUAUCAAGGCAGUCGAGCCAUUCAUCUGGGAUAACACUCCCAGGUUCUGCUGGGUAGAGAGCAGAGUGGUCCGCUUCUGCGCUGUCAUGAAUUCCGUGCUUUUCCAGCUUUUGCUGGACCUCCUGCAGGCUGUCACACAUCAAAAGAACCCCAAGGACAGGUAGAUGAUUGGAGGCAAGUUUGUUCCCUAAUAGAGCGUUUAUCUCUUUUGUCAUUGUCAAGUUUAUUUCAUUCAUCACUUUUGGAGCCAUGUCAUCGUUGUGUUUCAAAUAAAAGGUGCAUCCUUGUUGUCCUUUUUUGACGUAGACUUCAGCCUCCGCCACUGUAUCGUUCAGUGGCUGUUGAUCCAAACACAGCUCGGUUUCAAGGCUCCUGCAGCAGAUGAUUUGAAUACGGCCAAAAGUCUGCUCACACAUGUCGCCAGCAUCUUCUUGUGUGAUUUCGCCUUUUGACUGUUCUCUCAGGAGACAGAUAAGUCCAUGUCGGAAGGCUAUAGAUGACAGAUGUUUCUCAAACCAUCCACUGAAUUCACAGCUUUUCCCGUACUGACAAAUGUGCAUGUUUGAUUUUCCCAAACGCUCCUCGGUACACUGAGAGAGCAUUUUGGGCUGAAGAUUUUCUGGCAACAUUUGUACCAGUUGACGAUGCUCAUACAUAUCGUCCCCCAAAUGGCAUAUCCUAAGGCUCGCAAGUAGCGGCAACUUAUUUUUCAAUGCUUUCUCCAACCUUGCCUGAAAUACUGUGUCAUUAAAGUAGAGUUUAUUUGAGGGGUAUAGUUUCCCUUCUUUUGACGGGAGGUACAACGUCUCCGAAAAUGUAAGGGGGGAUCCUUUUUCCUGUCUCUUAAGUAGGAGGAAUAUCUGCUCAACAGCUCGCCUGAUGGUGUUCUUUUGAUUUGAGUUUAGUGUUUGUUUUUCACAGGAAUCGUUGAAAACCGCUGUGAGAGUUUGACAAUACUGCUCUACUGUUGGUACCUCAGUCACACCAAUUCUCUUAAAGAACUCUGCAUACAUUGCAUCCUUUGGCUGGAUUUGUACAAGUAGGGCCUGAAGUCCAAGUCGUUGGCAGUCCAAGAGAGUCUCUUCAGCUUUUACAAGUUGUGUGUCAUUUCAACUAACACAACAGGCAGGCCAGUAAAUCUAUUAACUGGAAAUGUGGUGUUUUGUAAGUAGGCAUAUGAAUGCCUGAAAACAACAGCCCUGAUUUUCUUGAGAUCAUCAGACUGACAAGGUACCUGGCAGACGUUCGCCAUGUUUGUAGUGACAGACAGCAUGGGUGGUUCUUCAAAGGCUCCAGCCAUUUCUAUAAUUUCUUUGUCAUUUGGGUUGCAAUGUGGCAUAGCUAUGAUUGGCAUAGAAGUCCAAAUCAAAUGCUGAUGAUUAUUUCCAAUCAAUGACCCCCUGAGAGCUACAGUUCUCUCAACUGCAGCUGGACGUUGAAAGGUGCAUAGAUCUUUUCUUAUUUGCACUGGUAAAAGGAAUUUGAUGUCAGCCAAGGACUUCAUAAGUUCUUUGUCAUUUCCUGCCUUUUUCAUUGCAACACUCAGAAGUUUUGAUGAUUUUAGUUCUAAGACUGCCAGUUCACAGUUCCCUUUAGACUCAGAUUCGAUUUGGUAUGCAAAAGCAAUGAUUUCAUUGUUUGAUACAAAAUGCCUCAUUCCCAGUUCCUUAACCAAUUCUCUUGCUUGCAUUUCCAUGGAUGAUGUGUCACAAAUUGCCUUCCAAAAUCUCUGAGGCACAAAUUUCCCUUGAGGCAACAUUAUGGUGUACAACCUCACAUGGUCAUCAAAGUAGAAUGAUGCCAUCUCUGAAUUUCCUUGGAUACUGCGGAUCAGCUUCACUUCCUUCAUUGAGGAGAUGAUGUUUGCUUCAUGUUUAGGAUACUCCGAAUCGAUUUGCAGUAACAACAACAUUUUGAUGGAGCGAAGAAUCUGUUCCUCUGUGAGUGCAUGAAUGACAGGCAGGAUGAACUUAACAAAAUACUGAAGAUGAGAAAGGAUUGGGAUCUGGAAUUGUUCAGAGAGUUGCUCAUUUACUAAACUUUGUUUGAGAAAAGUGCUGCUGCUCUCUUUCAGAUUGAACAAGUCUGGAAAGCUUGUCAUGCCAUUGACAAUGAAUACCUUUCCAGGUCCAUCAAUCCUGACUCGCUUUCCGUCUAGUGUUUCAAAGAUUGGCAAAGAUUUGACUUUUCUCUGAUACUGACUCUUGUCCUUUGAUUUCAAUAGUCCAAACUGUAGAAACCCCUGUAGCUCAUUUAGCUCGUAAUUAGAAAGGUUGCAAAACUCGGAAGGAUUUAGUUUGAAAACCAAGUCCAACACAGCACUUUGAUCCCUUGUAUUCAAUGAUUCAGUGUCUAGCUGUGUUGGUAGUUUUGAUCCAAGCCUUAAGAAGAGUGCAGUGUCAAGCAUCAUGCAUCCGAGUUUAAACAGGAUGCUUGGUAUGCCCUCAUUCGAGCUAAAUUGAAUCACACUUGGCAUGCUCAUCAUUGUUUGCAAGAAGGGUUUGUUAUUUGACCUUGGGCACACAACUGGCACCAUUUGACAGCCAUCAAAAAGCUCCCGAACUGUACUAAAUGUCAUACAUUGGGAUAUUUCACUUGUGAAAAACUGCCAAGCACUUAUCAACCACUUCUGUAUUACUGCGUUUGGUACAUGGAGACCAAAAAGUGGAUCAACCUCACAGUCUUUGAGGAGACGGGGAAGUAUAGCUUUCAGAUACUUCUCUGCAUGAGGAAUUGUUAACUUUUUAACAUAUUUGGGUUGUAGAACUUCAAUGUGCUUUUCAAUGGUCCGAUAAUCAACAAAAUCCUUUUCAUAUCCGCAAAACAAAGAAUGAUGUCUGGUGAUUAGUUUAGGAUCGCUGGAAUCAAACACCCUCAAAACUUGGUCAUUUGUUAGAAGAAGAGGGAGUCCACUAAUUAAACAAGGUUUGUUCUUAACAUUCAAGCCCUUGUCUUUCAAGCAGAAACUCAACAGUUUGGCGUAUGUUUCUCCAUCUUGAAUUAGUGUUUGUUCGAUUGGCAAUGGUAAACCCUUCAUGGUUUUGGUAGGAUCAUUGAGUGGCUUUUCUCGAAGAAAAUCGUUCACAGUUGAAGGGCUUACAGACCUAACUUUCACCCCAGCAGCUUUUAAACUUUCCCAAAUGUUUGCCAUAUCGCUAGAAAAAGGAACCAAUUUCAUUCCAAACCUCUCUAACAUGGGGUUGAUGGAUUCUGUGGCUUCCUCUAGGGACAAAUGAGGUGCAUCAGUUUGUUCUGCCUCUUUGACAUUACACCACUCUAAAGAGUACUCCCUAAAUGACCUAUAUGAGGUGAUUCUUACUGUGCUCUUCGACACUGGAAUGACAUCAAGAGCCUUGUUGCAAAUUGUUCUGUAAACUUCAUGUAUCAUUUCUUGCCAGUCCGGAGCAAUAUCUUGUGAAACAAAUGGGAAAAAACGAAGAUAAUUGUGGAGACGAUGACUGUCUCGACUUGUGGAACACAUGUUCCUAUCUGGAAGGGUUCGGCAGAUGUUAUGAAGCAGGUCUGCGUACAGGGGAGCUAUGACAUCGAUUUUCAAUACUCCAUUCCAAUCUACUUUCAAACUUUUGCCAUCCUCUUUCCAUAGGUCCCUCCUGGAUGAGUCUACCUCAAAGUUCCCAUUCACAUGGACUGGAAGGCCAGUUUGAACAGGUAGAGGAAGGGUACAAAAGGUUCCACCUUUGAAAUUCUCCUCUUUGUAAGGCUUGUAGUCCACACAUGCAGCAACUGAUGCUUGAGGCAGCUUGUCGAACCGUCUACCAGUGUCACCUCUAAGUGAUCCAAACUGAUCUGCAAUUACCCAUUCACUUUUGCUGUUGGAGGACGUUGAAAUCCGUAUUCUGUAAAUUGCCUGGUAUGGUGUAACAGAACCGUCCGAUUUCAAGGCAUUUUGUAGUUUCAUUUGAAAAUGAGUUUUUUCCUUGCAGCUUUCGUCUUGUAUGCUUUUUUCAACCUUGAAGACAUUUUCUAGUUUUCCAGAGUCUUCAAUUUUAUGGAGUUGUAUUUUCUGAAUAUUUUUUGAGAAGAGAAUCAAACCCUCUGGGUCAUCAAGAAGGGCCGAGAACAAAUCUUCAAUGUCGUGGGCAGUGAUACCCUGGGCUGAGAUUUUAGAGUUGUUUGCCAUUUUACCAAUUCGCAGCGGUAAUCUGAACAUCGUUCCUUCUUCAAGAGUAAAUUCCUUGGGCAGAAAUGACUUGUAGACAUCAAGGUAUGUCUCUUUAAAAACUGAAUCAAGCUUGUACCCACAGCCAGCAGUUUUCCCUGAUGUUUGUUCAAUGUAUGUUUGAUUUGGAUCAGAAAUGCAGAGUAUUUUAUCUCCAGUUAAGAUAGAAGGGCAAUCCGUUAUGUUAUACACAGAGUUGAAUCCAAUUCCAUAUUUUCCUGUUUUGCCUGAGUGUUGUGUUUGCCACCUUCUCCCAGCUGCUGGAUGCCUUUCAGAUCUGCAUCAGAGAACACCUUGUUGUUGUAGACACACAAUGCAGGGCCCUGCAGAUGGUUCCACUUCUUUCCAAAGGUUUUUUCUGUUCCGUGCUGUCUUUUGUCCCAGACCAGGUGGAUUUCUGUGGCUUCUGCAUCAUCAGCAUUUUGAAUUAGCUCUUUCAGGAUAUCUUUCUUGGAUGGAUAGGCCUCAAUAAUGUUUUUUAUUCUCACUGUCAGUUCCUCUCGCUGCUCAAACUCAAAGUCAAAUGGUGACAUGUUUGCAACUAAGGAAUUUUCCAGAGUUUGAUGUUUGGUUGUCUUGAUUCCAAAAUGGCGUGCCAUUACUCGACUAAAGUCCUCAUGGCACAGUGUCACCCCUAAAUUUAGCGGCAUCCAGGGACUGUCAUUGAAGGAUAACUCUGCUGCAGGUUGCAGAACCCCAUGCUCAUUGGGGAUGAGACAGUCUUUUAUUUCUUCUUUCUUCUCAUACAAACCCCUCAAUACUGUGAGGCAGAUAUUGAGAUCGGGCUUGGAAAGGGGCUUCUGUCCAUGUGAGGCAUGUAAUCCCUCGAUAACAGUGAGAUACUGACCUCUUGUGAAUUUCUUUUGAACGCCAACACUCUCCCAGAGGCUCUUGAAACCAGCAAAGACCAAUGGAAGUACAUGAAGGUAUGGCUUUGCCUCAAAGUCCUCAUUUUCUGCCACACAUUGUGCAUGUACAAACUUGCAGCCAACAAGAAUGAACGGAAAUGAAUGUGCCCUUUCUGAAAUUAGUGGGGUAUCUCCAUGCUGCUUGAGCCACUGAUCGAGAAAUGUAUAGCAUUUACUGACUAUCUCGUGAAGCCUUGUUUCGUUGGAGCUCUGGUUUUUGAAACUAGUGCUUUCCAGCUGUUGUAGCACUGUCUCAAGUGGUGGACUUUGACGAACUCUCAAAAUGUUUAAGACAGGAUCAACUUUGUAUGUUUCCAAGUUGGUGUGAUCAAGCACAUGCUCUGUCAUGUUCACAAGGUGGUGGUAUUUUUCAUGAAAAACAUCAAUGGGCUUCUGAAGUGUGACCCUUCCCGACUCUGGAGAAAAGGCUGGAAGAAAUGCAGUAUUCCUGAUUGAUUCCCAGUAGAGCGAGUCCUUGUCAGGCAGAUGACCCCUCAACUGUUCCAUAAUACAUUUCAAUUGUACACAUGCUUUAUUUUUGUCUUUUUUCCAAACAUAAUUGAUGCUACCAACUUUUUGUGCAAUCUCUUCCAAUGGGAUAUAGUCACUCAACAUUCCAAGUUCCAACAAGCGUUGCACUCUUCUAGGGGCACUAAAGUCAAUUUUGGUUCCGUCAAGCAAGCGUCCUUCUGUCUGUCGAAAAAGACAGGCGACUUUUCCAGUAGGAUAAACAACUUUCUUG
This is a messenger RNA of Gadus chalcogrammus (walleye pollock), 14637 nucleotides long. RefSeq names its product disco-interacting protein 2 homolog A (gene dip2a). The transcript has 39 exons. Gene Ontology annotation, cellular component: cell surface. The record is from RefSeq and is a predicted model, not a curated record. The coding region runs from base 611 to 5521 and encodes 1636 amino acids. Lineage: Eukaryota; Metazoa; Chordata; Actinopteri; Gadiformes; Gadidae.